UUUCGCUUUCGUUUCCCGCUCGCUGCCCGCUGUUCCCCGCCCCGGGCCCCGCUCCAGCUCCCGGCGCUGAGGGGCAGACGGCGGUGCCGCACCGAGCCGGUUCAUGGGGGCCUUGCAGAGUUACAUUCUAGGGACCUCGGAAGAGAAAAUCGGUUUAGAUUCAGAUUAUGUCACUGAUUCAUUGAAGGCUAUGUCCCCAACAAUGGCUGUGUCAGCCUAAUGGUGGGGAGAAUAAACAGUAGGAAGGAGAGAGAGAAUACAAGUGCCACCAGGAGACACAUCUUAACCAAACUUCCUUCUCAGGAUCAAGCAUGGUAAUGGAUGAGGUCAGCUUGCAGAUGCCCAUCAAUAAAGAUGCCUAUGAAACUCUUAAGAGAAGAGACAACUGUCUAAGUAAUCUCAUUUCCCAAAAGUUUGCUUGUACGUUGGCCUUCAAAAGCACAAAAAGCACUGUUGAAGUAUACAGGAAAAAACUAAAGGGAAUUGACAUUUGUGUUUGUAAGGGUGAUCUCACAGGACACAAGGUUGAUGCUUUGGUGAAUGCAGCCAAUGAAUACCUACAGCAUGCAGCAGGUCUCGCUUUCGCCCUUGUGGCAGCUGGAGGGUCAGAAAUACAAGAGGAAAGCAACUUUUUUGUUCAGAAGUAUGGCAGAGUCCAAGCUGGUGAAAUAGCAGUAACAGGUGGAGGGAAGCUUCCUUGUGAGAUCAUAAUUCAUGCAGUUGGUCCAAGGUGGAAUGCUUCUGAAAAGGAAAAAUGUUGUUACCUACUUGAGAAAGCUAUUAUGAAUGUUCUGCUUUAUGUUAGUGCUCCAGAAAGGACCAUAAAGUCUGUGGCUAUCCCAGCAGUGAGCUCAGGUAUCUUUGGCUUCCCACUCAGUUUGUGUGCUCAGGUGAUUGUAAUGGCUGUAAGGCAAUUUGUUGAGGUACAUCCACCAAGCUUUCUCAGGGAAAUCCGCCUGGUGAACAUUGAUGAGGCUACAGUUGCAGAAAUGAAGAAGGCCUGUGAGAAGUUUCUGGAUGAUACUAGUUCACUUCAGGAAACUGUGUCAUCUUCACCAAGCCAGGCUUUAACUUUCAUCAAAUAUGAAGGCAUUCGCUUGCGCGUCACAAGAGGACACCUUGACGAGCAGAAGACUACAGCUGUUGUUAACUGUGUGUUUAAGAGUGGGAAGCCUCCCUGCCCAUUUUCAAGACUGCUGCAAAAAGCGGGUCCAGGUCUUCAGGAGGAACUUAGGAAUCAUCUUAGUUUUUCGACACAUUAUAAGGAACUCAUAGUAACAGAAGGGUAUUGUCUGCCUUGUAAGUUUGUACUGCACGUGGUAUUGAGAGAAUGCGAACACCCGGUGUCACAGUGUGAGGAAUUAAAGCAUGCAGUGGAAAGAUGCCUGAGUCAGGACCAGCAAUGUCCCUCAGUUUCUUUUCCAGUAAAAUGGUCAUUAAAGCUUCCUGUUGAUAUAGUGGCAGAGACCAUGAUUGAAGAAGUUUUAAACUUUGCCAGGGCACACCCUGAGAAGAAGAGAGACGUGCAGUUUGUCAUUUGCCCAGAUGACCUUAAUGCCUAUCAGGUUUUCCAGAGAAAAUUCUAUUCAGCAAAACACAAACUGGAAAACAGAAGUGAUCCGUUGAGUACAGAGUCAGGCAGCCAAACCAUAAAAGAGACUGCAAAUGAAGAACAAGUGAUUGAACUUAGAGGGAGAACACACACAGCAGUGGAAGCAGCAGAAUCGUGGCUGCGGAGUUUGGUACAGAUUCAGGAAGGUCGCCAUGCUGUUAUUAGAAACAACUACAUUUUUUGCCUUGGUAAAAAGGAGUUUGCAGAACUCUUUCGAGAGCAGCCUUCUAGUGUAUGUGCGUCAGAAGAAGUGAGAGGUGGAAAAGCAACACUGGAAUUUCAAGGCCCUCCCAAUGCUGUGGUUGAUGCAGUGCUCACAACUGAGAAUUUACUGCUUUGUAUGCAAGAGAAGACUAUAGCUGAACAAAAGAAACUGCUCUACUCAAUGUGCCAACCAGAAGCAGGUCAACUUUCAGAAGAAGACCUUCACAAGACAAAUACUAAUAAUUACAUCCAGAUUUUACCAGUAGAGUCACACCUCCAGGAGUUUAAAGACAGACAGAAACAGUUUGAAAAAGCUGGACUUCAUGUUCUCAAGAUUGAAAAGAUACAUAAUCCUCUUCUAUCUGCUGCAUUCCAACAAAUGAAAAAAAGAAUAGAAGAAAGACAAGGUACCUCCAAAAUAACCCACAAGUUAUACCAGCAUGUUCCUGCUGAGUUCUGUAGUUCAGUUUGCCAGACUGGAUUUCACAGGAUGUAUUCUCCACCAACAGAACAAAAUUAUGGACCUGGCAUCUACUUCAAAAGGAACCUGAGAAACCUAAUCGAGGAUAAAGCUAUGGGGGAAAUGGACUCUAAAAUGUAUGUGUUUGAGGCUGAUGUAUUAACAGGCUUAUACACUAAAGGCCAGUCAUCUAAUAUUAUUAUGCCAUUCGCUGUGGAGGGAGAUGCCUUUACAUUAUAUGACAGCUUGGUAAAUGAUAUGGACAAUCCUGACACCUUUGUCAUUUACAACAGUGUAGGGGCCCUUCCACAAUAUUUGCUGACUUGUUCCCCAGUGACUGAGCAUUAUGCAUGAGUAUUCUCUGAGGAAACCAGCAGCAUUCUGAGUGAGAAUUAAUCAGAACUGUAGCUAUUGUGAAGAUCCCCUCAGAACAAAGUCUAGUGCUUAGAUUUAAGAGGUUGCUCUACUUAGUAACAUGCUGUGGUCAAAGUGCCUCAUGCAAAAUACUCUGAAAUAUCCAUGAACAAAACAGUAAGGCAAUGCCUUAAGGAGAUUAGAAGAAAAUUAUGUGAGUGGAAACAGAAGGGAGAGCAUCCCAAAAUAAGAGUUUAACAUUUACAUGGUCAUUAACUUUUUACCUUACAGUGUUCUGAGUAGGGGACUAUACACAUUAUGUUUGCAUAGGCUGUCAUUUUUCCAUUGCAUUUUCUUAAUCUGAGAUAUUGCAUAUGUCAGUGAAACAAAAAGUCUUAGUUGUGUCUUUGAUUCUUAAAUUUUCUUUUGACUUAAAUAGGUGAAUGUAGCAGACAAAAGCUGUUUCCCAGUGAGAGACAUGCUGUUAAAUACACGCAGUUAUGACAAACAUGAGGCAAAACUUCAUGAUUUCUAACAGGAGUUGCUGUUGCAGGUUUUAUUAGUUAUUUCAAGCAUUGUAGAUACAUGUAUUCAAAAUAAAAAGUAUGAAUGUCACUGUCA
Molecule: messenger RNA, 3251 nt
Organism: Pseudopipra pipra
Lineage: Eukaryota; Metazoa; Chordata; Aves; Passeriformes; Pipridae
Gene: PARP9
Product: poly(ADP-ribose) polymerase family member 9
Exons: 11
Coding region: 312-2630 (772 amino acids)
Biological process (GO): positive regulation of type II interferon-mediated signaling pathway; negative regulation of gene expression; protein poly-ADP-ribosylation
Cellular component (GO): nucleus; cytoplasm
Molecular function (GO): NAD+ poly-ADP-ribosyltransferase activity; NAD+-protein mono-ADP-ribosyltransferase activity; transcription corepressor activity
Source: RefSeq, a predicted model, not a curated record